GAAGAGAAGUGGGAAAUACGAGGAUGAUAGGCUAUGUCUUAUGGCUGAUCAAAAAGCAAAGAGGAUGAUAGAAAAAGAUUGGUGGGUGGGGUUCAAAAAGUGCGCACUAAAAUGAAAGCGCAUAAAAGGAGUCGCAUUUGCUUCUGAAAUCCAAAAACAAAACCACAACAAAACAAGAAACUAUGCUCUUUGUGGGCCCAUCUCCGCCAUGGCCAAGGACUAGGCUGCCUCAGUCCCCACAUCAGCACUCCCCUCAUCAUUUCCAUCAACAACUCUCUCUUUCUCUCUCUCUCAUCAGCAUUUGCACCCACAACCAAUUUCUCUCAUUUCACUUGAGAUAACCGGUUUUUGGAAGUAUAUUUUUCCUUUAUGAUUUGGGUGUUUGGUUAAAUCUUUCCAUAACAGUGAUGUUAAGUUUCGUUUUGGGUUGAUUGGCUGUUGAUGGUGGUGAAGAAAGCUGAUUUUUAGUUGAAUUAUUCUUUUGCUAUAUAUAUUAUAUAUAUUCAUAUUAUAAUGGGAAAUUGUUGGUGUAGAGGGGAACCUUCAGUUUACAGAGUCUCGUCAAAUGCAAAAUCAGAGUCUCCAAAAGACCAGAGCCCUUCAGGGAAACCAUCAAAGGAUAUUAAGAAGCUACCAUCAAAUCCUGAGGAAGUAGAAGACCUACGUCGAGAUUCAGCUGCGAAUCCAUUAAUUGCUUUUACAUAUGAUGAACUAAAAGUGAUCACUGCAAACUUCAGGCAAGAUAGCGUGUUAGGUGGUGGAGGAUUUGGAUGUGUUUAUAAAGGAUUUAUCACUGAGGAUCUAAGAGAGGGACUUCAGCCCCUUCCAGUUGCUGUAAAGGUUCAUGACGGUGAUAAUAGUUAUCAAGGCCACAGAGAAUGGCUGGCAGAAGUCAUAUUUCUGGGGCAGCUUUCUCAUCCGAAUUUGGUGAAAUUGAUUGGAUACUGCUGUGAAGACGAACACAGGGUGUUAAUAUACGAGUUUAUGGCUCGGGGUAGCGUGGAAAACAAUCUAUUUUCAAGAGUAUUGCUUCCUCUUCCAUGGUAUAUUAGAAUGAAGAUUGCAUUUGGCGCAGCAAAAGGACUUGCCUUUCUCCAUGAAGCUGAUAAACCUGUUAUCUAUCGUGAUUUUAAGACGUCCAAUAUUCUACUUGACCUGGAAUAUAAUGCAAAACUCUCUGACUUUGGUCUUGCAAAAGAUGGACCUAUGGGAGAUAAAACUCAUGUUUCGACUCGCAUAAUGGGAACUUAUGGGUAUGCAGCACCUGAAUAUAUAAUGACAGGCCAUCUUACUCCGAGAAGUGAUGUAUACAGCUUUGGUGUUGUACUUCUCGAGCUUCUCACAGGCAGAAAAUCUUUAGACAAAUCACGACCAGCCCGAGAGCAGAACCUUGCAGAUUGGGCUCUACCUUUGCUAAAAGAGAAAAAGAAAAUGCUCAACAUUGUAGACCCAAGAUUAGAGGGAGAUUAUCCUAUUAAAGGACUCCACAAAGCAGCAAUGCUAGCUUAUCAUUGCUUGAACCGAAACCCAAAAGCGAGGCCUCUAAUGCGAGAUAUAGUUGAUUCAUUGGAGCCUCUGCAGGUUCCUGAAGAAACUUGGAAUGGAAAAUCUAUGUUUACUGUGAUUAAUGAUGUAGCAGAUGGGUAGUUAAGAAGAAAAGAAGAUCCACCGGUGACUGCAUGAGCCUGAUUUUGUUUCAUUAAGCUUCUUCUCUAGUGCACUGGUAGAGAGAUUUUGCAUUGAUGUGUGUCUAAUGCCUUAAACUUUUCUUCUUUUCUUUUAUUCUGUUUUUAAUUUUUUGCCUCUUUUUUCUUCUUACUAAGCAAAAACAUGAUUAUGAAUUAUGAUACACAGGCAGAUGGAUUAUUAUUGUAAAAAUUAAUAUCAUUAAUGAUGUGUUAUACAUACUUUAUUUGGUCUUUGGUUGUUAAAA
Molecule: messenger RNA, 1933 nt
Organism: Manihot esculenta (cassava)
Lineage: Eukaryota; Viridiplantae; Streptophyta; Magnoliopsida; Malpighiales; Euphorbiaceae
Product: probable serine/threonine-protein kinase PBL16
Exons: 6
Coding region: 514-1647 (377 amino acids)
Biological process (GO): protein phosphorylation
Molecular function (GO): protein kinase activity; ATP binding
Source: RefSeq, a predicted model, not a curated record